This is a messenger RNA of Fusarium keratoplasticum, 1614 nucleotides long. RefSeq lists its product as uncharacterized. The transcript has 6 exons. The record is from RefSeq and is a predicted model, not a curated record. Bases 1 to 1614 code for a protein of 537 amino acids. Gene Ontology annotation, molecular function: zinc ion binding; SUMO ligase activity. Gene Ontology annotation, biological process: protein sumoylation. NCBI's taxonomy places the organism in Eukaryota, Fungi, Ascomycota, Sordariomycetes, Hypocreales, Nectriaceae.
AUGGCGUCCUCAGGCCUGGGGUCGGCCAUGAACCCCGUCUUGUCAACACAAGCCGCUGCGGUCUCGCGGAACGAGGCCAACGCGCUUGUGCGGCAGGUGAAUCGCCUUCUGAAUCGACAGCUCUCGUCAGUCUGCCAGGUCAACGGCGUUAAGAGCACUGGCAUUAAGGCGGAACUGCAGAAACGCAUCGCCAAUCUCAUCCAGGAAGCCGUCGAUGCCAACGAUCCUGUGCGCUUCCAACAGAUCCGUCAGAGCGUGCACAACACUAUAGCGAAUGCGCCCGCCGGAACCUCGCCCGCCCGAGCCACUAUCUCGCAUGCACACACUCAUGGUCACUCGCAGCCGUACUCUAUGCAGGGUAUGUCGUUCUCUAGCAGUGCGCCCGGUUUAUCCAACGGUCAUCGGUCUAGCGCCGGCUUCGGCGGGUCGCAAACAAUGGCACUCAGCUUCAAGUCGAGUCCGUUUUACAAGAUCGAGGCGACCAUUGGUGAAGUGCGAGCUUGCGAUGCCAUGUCACAGCACCGUAACACGGUGUCUAUCCCCAUCAAGCUCAACGACCACCCCUCUCUGCAGAACUGCGUUGACGAUACUUCGUACCGAGUCAUGGUCUUUUGCGCUGGCGACUCCACGGGCAUGCAGGAUAUUGCGUUCCCUCACCAGUCUGAACUCAAGGUCAACGGUGGCGAAAUCAAGGCAAACCUGCGCGGAUUGAAGAAUAAACCUGGCUCUACUAGACCGGUUGACAUCACCAAGGCUCUGCGUCUUCGACCACACUACACUAACAAUGUCGAAUUCACAUAUGCGUUGACGAACAAGAAAUUCUACCUCGUGCUUAAUCUCUGCCGAGUCACAACCGUAGACGAGCUUGUGACGCGUAUCUCUACCGGCAGGAGGAUACCAAUCGACAUGGUCAAAAAAGAGCUCAACGCAAAGGCACAGGAUCCUGACGUGGUAGCAACGUCUCAAGUCCUGUCCCUGAAGUGUCCACUAUCUUAUAUGCGACUGAGUCUUCCAUGUCGCGGGCUAAGCUGCUCGCAUAUUCAGUGUUUUGACGCGACAUCGUAUCUACAGCUCCAGGAGCAAGGCCCGCAGUGGCAAUGUCCAAUCUGCUCUAAAGCGGCGCCCUUUGACCAGCUGGCAGUUGACGAGUACGUCAAGGACAUCCUCACAAGAACCUCGAAAAGCCUGGAGUCUGUUACCAUCGAGCCUGACGGGGAAUGGCACCUCAAGAACUCAGACGAGAGUCUGGGUCUGACCAACGGGGAUUCGUCUUACCACGAUGACUAUGACGACGAUGACGAUGUCUUGAUUUCAGAGGUCAACCCCAUCAGUCAUCGUCGCCUAGAGACUCCCAAGACCACUACCCCGAGUAUCGGCACGCCUGUCACAGCCGGUCGGGACGGGUCCUCUUCUGGACCUAGAGGAACAUCCUCCAUCAGUGGCAAGCGUCCAGUUGCCGCUAUCAUUGACCUGACGCUUUCGGAUGACGAUGACGAACCGGCUGUUCAGCCGCCCCCUAAGCGUCAAAACACGGCAACGAAUGGCUUCUAUGGAUCUAAUAACCUGCCGAAUAACUUGGCAUUGCCUCCUAAUGGGCCUAGUGGGUAUCUGUAG